AUGACAAAGGACAACGGAUGCAGCAAAUAUUCAGGACCGAGCUAUUAUAUUCCCAGAACAUAUGAUCCGAAGCGUGCCUAUCCGUGGUUAACGAAUGUAACUCAUCUGGGAAUGUCGAGCAACAAGAAACAAGCAAUUGAAGCAGCCAUCACCAGGCCAAAUGUUUUUCUAAGGAGUGUUUAUCCAUUGGACAAAGCUAAUGUGUCACUUGGUACCGAUUCCAAUUGUCCGUCUAUUCCGGGGCAAGUUCAAGGCAGACUUGCUGCGAGGCCUUCGCCAUUUCUGUACACGGCUAAUGUGUCACCUGGUACCGAUGGUAUUCAAGUGGGCACAGUUGAGGCAAAUGCUCAUCUUGCUUCAGAGAGCAAUUCGAAUCUGGGAGGUAACGCAAAAAAACAGAAAGCUUGCACAAGAGAGAAGCUAGCCGCGGCUAGUGAGCCUGGCCCUAACAUAUACCCGUUAUCUAACCAGAGUCUGUUAUCGACCGGAGUAUUUGAUGGGGCUCCAGUAAAGUACACUUCGUGGAGCGGUGAUAUAAUUCUUCAUGGUGUCAUAAAAGGGUCAAAGAUUCUUUGCAGCUGCAACAAAUGCAACAACUCUCAAUACAUUAGCCCCUGCCAGUUUGAGCGCCAUGCUGGAGGGAAGACCAAGAAGCCGUAUUCUUGCAUCUACUUGGAGAAUGGCAAGAGCAUCAACCAAGUUUGUCGGGAGCUAAGGACCACUCCCAAGGAUAUGCUUUUUCAUCGGCUUCCGAAAAUCGCUGGUUCCGCUUUUACUUGGCUGAGCUUUAACAAUUACGAAGGUCAAGUCAAUCCCGAAUGCAAAAAAGCAAAAUAAUUUUAUUUGGA
Messenger RNA from Syzygium oleosum, 848 nucleotides. RefSeq lists its product as uncharacterized. NCBI's taxonomy places the organism in Eukaryota, Viridiplantae, Streptophyta, Magnoliopsida, Myrtales, Myrtaceae. The record is from RefSeq and is a predicted model, not a curated record. The coding region runs from base 1 to 837 and encodes 278 amino acids. The transcript has 4 exons.